AUGAUACUGAGACUUACUCCAGGCACACUUUAUGAUAUCGGUACCUUAGAUAUUGUUCGUUCAGAAUCUUCAGGAGAAUUGAGACAAAUUAAAAUUACUGAGAGCUUCGAAAGACAAUGGGACAUAAACGAUUCAAGGGCAAAGAUAAUACACCAGGCUAUAGGAGAAAUGAUCGUUCUUGAUAACCAACCUUUUUCUGUUGUGGAGAAUAAAGGUAAAAUGAAAGUAGCUACAUAUUAUUAUUAA
Molecule: messenger RNA, 246 nt
Organism: Acanthoscelides obtectus
Lineage: Eukaryota; Metazoa; Arthropoda; Insecta; Coleoptera; Chrysomelidae
Source: the annotation of a GenBank genome assembly